This is a messenger RNA of Malus domestica (apple), 1637 nucleotides long. Its product is annotated as probable serine/threonine-protein kinase PIX13. Gene Ontology annotation, biological process: protein phosphorylation. Gene Ontology annotation, molecular function: protein kinase activity; ATP binding. Lineage: Eukaryota; Viridiplantae; Streptophyta; Magnoliopsida; Rosales; Rosaceae. The record is from RefSeq and is a predicted model, not a curated record.
AUUUCUUUGUUGCUUCUCCCACUCUUUCCAGGAAUUGGAGACAGACACCAGACGACCGCAUCAACAUAUAUCUGGAUCAAAUUAAGUAGCUACCUCCUCUAGCUGGGUACACUUGAAGGUCAACGUGCCUUCGAUCAGAGAGAUCGAGAGUAAUUAUCAGUCGAUAACUCGCUCGCCAUGGGAAACUGUUACGGAUCUCCAGUGACUAAUCAUAGCCCAUCAUCUACAACCAAGCUGCCUACCUCAGUAGCAUCGAGAUACGAUAACAAGAAAAAUGGAUUCGUUGGAAAAAGUGUGACCAGCACCACAAAAGUUGCAAGGAAUAUUAGUGGCAAAAGAAAUACUGGUGGAACAACGGAGAGAAGUGAAAGCAAGGCACAAGUGAUAUUAAGCAAAACCAUCAGCAGAAAUAAUUAUGCUGAAGCAGCUGGAGGUGUGGCUCCUCCUCCUCCUGAUGCGGCAGCUACAGCUGCUCCAAUCGAAAGUAUACCAAAGUUGAAAGAGUUCACGUUAGCAGAGCUGAAGAAGUGUACUCAAAAUUUCCGACCAGAUACAAUACUAGGAGAGGGAGGUUUCGGAAGGGUUUUCAAGGGCUGGGUCGAUGCCUCAACGUAUGCCCCAUCAAAGGGAGGCGUCGGCUUGGCCGUCGCAGUCAAGAAGUCCAGCUCAGAUAGCUAUCAAGGUCACCAAGAAUGGCAGGCGGAGGUGAAUUUCUUGGGGAAGUGUCGUCAUCCAAACCUCGUUAGGCUGCUGGGACAUUGCUGUGAAGAAAACCAAUUCCUUCUCGUCUACGAAUAUAUGCAGAAAGGCAGCUUGGAAAACCACCUUUUCAGAAAAGGUCAAGAACCACUUCCAUGGGAAAUAAGACUAAAGAUAGCAAUUGGAGCUGCACGAGGCCUUGCUUAUCUGCACAACUCAGAAAAAGUCAUUUACCGUGACUUUAAGGCCUCCAAUAUUUUGCUGGAUCCGGCCUACAAUGCGAAACUUUCAGAUUUUGGACUGGUAAAGAUGGGGCCUAUGAAUGGAAACUCCCACGUAACCACACGUAUUAUUGGAACUUACGGAUACGCAGCUCCAGAAUAUGUCGCAACUGGGCACUUGUACGUAAAGAGCGAUGUGUACGGUUUCGGCGUUGUAUUGCUGGAGAUGCUAACGGGAUUACGGGCACUUGACAGUAAUCGGCCAUCUCGCGAGCACAGUUUGGUAGACUGGGUGAGUCCGUUGCUUCACAAGAAAAAGGAGCUGAAGAAGAUAAUGGACCCAGGGCUUGGAGAUGAAUACCCCUUAAAAGGUGCCUGCCAAGCAGCUGAGCUUAUUUUGAAAUGCCUAGAACCUGAUCCUAAAAUCAGACCAUCCAUGCAAGAGGUUUUGAUAGUUCUGGAAAAGAUAAACGACAUUAAGGAUCAGAAACCCAAAAACUAGAAGGGCCAAUGGGAGACGACAUGAUCAGGAAUCAUACUCUUCACCACAUUAUAACCACCAUGCUAGUACUAACUAGCAUUCCCAACCUCGUUUUACCUAAUCCAAAUUUGCACCCCUUAAUUGUUUUCCUACUAUUGUAUUUAUCGGAUCUACUUUUUAUUAUUUCAACUUUUGAUGUACGUUAAUAUAUAAGUAAACAAAUAGUUUGCAAUCAA